Messenger RNA from Temnothorax curvispinosus, 3803 nucleotides. RefSeq lists its product as uncharacterized. Lineage: Eukaryota; Metazoa; Arthropoda; Insecta; Hymenoptera; Formicidae. The transcript is spliced from 8 exons. The record is from RefSeq and is a predicted model, not a curated record. Bases 755 to 2998 code for a protein of 747 amino acids.
CCAGUCGCCGAGUCGCCAGUCAGUCCCGCUCCGGGCUUCUUCGCGUUCGCGGCAAUAUUGGUCGCUCGGUCGCAUUCUCGGUUACAUUCGAAUCCAUUGCAUUAAUUGUCAAUUUUUUUAAUACCUAGCGAUCGAAACGCACGAGUAUCAAAAUUCUUUUGCAAACAUCGUUUCGUCCUAAUUCUUCUUCUAUCGUGACCACACAGUGAUUCUUCUUCUAUCUCUCAACAAAGUGAUUGUUUCUUAAAAAAAAAAAAAAAAAAAACCACUAGUGUUAAUUACUAUUAAUUUAAUUUUAAUCGACAAAUUAAAUUUAAACGUUAGUUUUUCAAGUUUGCGCACUGGAUGUUGAUGAUCCAUUUCGGUCGCAGUGCGUUUCUGCCGAUUGAUCGAUGCUUGGUCCAAAAAUCAACGAAAACAAAUUUCUCGUGACUGGUGUAUCGUGCGUGUUAAAACGGUGCCCCUACUCUUCUAUAAGUGAAGGCACUCCCGGUUUGCGAUUACAGCUGCCACUCGUCAAAGUUAAAGGCACGGAUAGACGCGAGUUGAUCUGGAAAUAUACAUCGUGGAUAGUGGAGCAAGAAGAAGGAGUGGCAUUUCGUGCAUAAUGUAAAGAGAGCUGAUGCCCAAGCGAAGAAAUCGCAGGACAUUACCAGGGGACCAAACAUCUGUCCAAAACGCACGCAUCCCGCAGGCUCGUCCUAGCAAUGCGACAUUCCACGCUGGUCCCGCGUAAUCAUUGACAAUUGGCAAGAUGCGAAGCGAAGUGGGCGAAUGGCUGGCCACGUGCGUAGGUUCGCCAAUAUGCAUCCUGCUGCUGUCAUGGUCCCUAUUGAUCUACCAGAAUCAAUCUUCAUCCGCGAAAAGAAAAAUUGAUGUGCUGACAGUCGCAAUUCUCUCUCAAAGUCUCACGCAUCAAUUAGGAUUGCUGCUAUACGCCAUUCUCACUUUGAUCCGUCCAGCGAACCAUUUUGGAGAGUUAUGCUCAACUUUGGUCUGGGUGCUGAACUCGUCGAGUAUCCUUCAGGAACUAACCUUGACGUCGAUCGCAGUGUUCGCGGCGAUCAGCAGUCGCGAUGAUGUUAUCAAUCUCACGAAGAAUCACCUCAAGUACCAUUUGGUGAGCUUGAGCGUCAUCAGCGCCUGCAUCGGUGUCACUGGCGUUCUCAACUUCGAGCCGGAGACCUGCGUUUUUCUGGCCCACGAGAUCUCCCAUAAAUACGGAGUCUUCGUCAACUCUCUAAGGGGUCUAUUGGCUCUCACGUCUCUUUUCGGCGUGAUGGUCGCACUCUUUAAAAACCUCUGCCGUCCACCGACUUCUGAGCUGCUCAAGUCGGUCUCAGAUCUGUCCGAGGCGAGCUCGAAGAACUCUUCAGGAGCAUUCGAUUGUCACCCACAACAUUGGGAUCCCUCAAGCGGAUCGUGCACCAGCGGUUCAACUAACAGCAGGGCGUGUUUGAGGAAGAAGAGGGUACAGGUGGACGAGGCCAGCGGCAGAUCUACCGUUUACAGCAUACUUUUUGUCUGCUACGUCUUCGAGCAUUUACCUAUCUUGAUCAUCUCCAUUAGACCGAGCCUUCUAAAGAACUUUUGCACACCCCAAAAUUUGGCGACGUGGCUGCCACUGGUGAAGGAUACGCUGCUUCCAGUUUUCCUGGCUCUCUUCGACAAGAUGUUCUGUCGAUACGUGGCCAAGGUGUAUACAAAGCAGGAUCACGCAAGGAGACUAUCGCACGGCGGUAUAGACGGUAAAUUUCGACACUUCGAACAAGAUACCGAAUACAAGCUGCAGUUGAACUUAAAUCACGGGUUAAAGUUUCCUCUGACUAACGGAAGCCUCUACGGACGGUUGCACAGCCAUCAGAACAGAGCGAAAACCGGCACGAUUACUAUGGGAAUUCAGCAACACUAUCCCAAGACGCAAUCCAUGAACGAGGACGGCAACUAUGCGUCUUUACCAGCGGAACUAUCGUCCUUCACGAGUUCGACCUUCGAACCACGUCAGGAUAGAAUCCCCGAACCGCCAAAGAAAAACUCAGUGGAACAACAACAGUCGGGGUACAGCAGAGGACUGAGACUAAACGAGAGCUUGCACGAGUUAGUUAGUAAUCGCAGAAAGAUCGGCAGCACCGAUGUCUUCGGGCAGAACAUGGAAAACUUGGUGCAACUGGAGGAUCCUGCGAGCAAUCGAAAAUUCCAAAUCAAGAAUCUGGACGAGAUUCGCGAAGAACCAUCGAGGCGACACGCUAGGAGCGUUCUCGGUCUGGAGAAGCUAAUUCUAGGGCUGGAAAACAACCUCCAACAGCAGCACUAUUCUAGAAACGUUUUGCGCAGAAAUCAAAGCUUCGACCAUGCCAGAUAUCGACCUAUGCUCGACACGAGGACCUACAAUUUGAAGAAAGAUGAUCUUGUAAAAGAGAAUCUUCAACAAAAUCUUCAUUUAAAUCUCCAUAGACGGGAUAGUCACUGCGAUGGAUAUGAUAGCUCCGAUGAUGAGAGUUGCGAUCUAGAAAACGGUGACUUCGACACGAUGAGCUCCUGCAGGAGCAGAAGCAGAAGCUGCUGUUCCGUCACUACGGUUGCCAAUGAUGAUUUCGAAUAUUUCCAACGUAAGGAAACCAAGGUGGAGUUGCUGCCCUCGAAGCGAACCGGCGAGGUAAAGGUCAGCAUGCGAUCUUUCACGCCGCGUAUCAUAGAGAACGGUACUCCCGAGGAUCGGGAGGACAAGAUGUGCGGUAGCAAUACGAAGCUAUCCGAUACGAAGCCUAGCAUACAGUCCUAUCAUUUGAAAACUAAAAGGAUCGCGCCCGGUUAUUCGAUGAAUGACCUAGAUAAGCUGAUUAUCAGUAAAAAGUUGCCGAAUCUCUCGAUGGAGAAUUUGAAAAGCAUCCUGAAGAACUCUGACGUGAGUUAUCUCGACAAUGGCGACGUAUGCAAACACGACAUCGGCGGCUCGGCACCGGACUUUAAGAAGAUCUUUGUCACCGAGUUCAUAUAAAAUCCACGACACUAUUAUACAAACUGUUCAUAAACGUGGAAAGACUGUAUUCAUCCUUGCAAUGUAGCAGUGGCAUAGAUAAAUUUGAUACAGACGGAGAACAUUCUUCUUGGGACAGAAUGUGUGAAAAUUCUUUCGUUUUUAAAAGAUCAUGUUGAUAGUAAAAUUCAAAAAAAGUACAUAAAUUAGAGCAUUUAGAUUUAUGACAAUCUUAAUUCAUUAAUAGAAUAAAAAUGAUUAUUGACAUAAAUAUUUACAUCAGCUAUCGCACAUUGCGCAUAUUCUCAAGGCAUGAGAAACGAUUUCUCAUGUUGUCCUGUUGUUUAAAUAAUGCGAAAUCUAUAUUUUUUAUAUAAGCAUUUUUUUAAUUAUGUCGCAUCUCCGAACUUGUUAUUAAUCGUAAGUUGCGAUCAAUAAGCAUCGGAUGAACGUACAUGCAAUUAUUGUAGACGUUCACGCAGCAUCGUGCCUAUUUUUGUAAAAAUACUGUAAAAUAUUUUACGAUACGUAGCGAUAAUUUAUCUAGGACGGGGAGUUGAUUUUGUAAACGUUACUUGUAAAUAUUUUGUAUAUUUGUAUCACAAUAUUUAAUAUAGCGAUUAUGUACAUGUAUACAAUUACGCGUGGUUCCACAAUUAAUCUAUUCAUUUAAUUGACAUGGAGAAAUGACGAGCGGAUUGUAUAAAUUAAUCAUAAAUAUAUUUUACCUCUGGGUUUGUAAGGAAAAUAUCAGUGAUUGUCUUUACAUAUCGCUUCGUGGUAAAACUAAAGUUACUUUAGUACAAAGUAAAAACUUGGUCUCAAA